GCGUUGGCACUUCUGACGUGCUUGUAAGAGUCAGUUUUGCCCAACACAGGCGGUGACUGCAGAGGUGUUCGGUUCUGCUCCCUCUCCCAUCCGACAUUAGCAGAAGGGUCAAUCAUGAACAACUUCGGGCGUAUUUUGGCCGUCGCGCCACCAUGUGCGGCCCAGCAGCAGCAGGCAAGAGGAAUGGCCACCCUCAAGGCCAUUUCCAUCCGUCUUAAGUCUGUUAAGAACAUUCAGAAAAUUACUCAGUCCAUGAAGAUGGUGUCAGCUGCCAAAUACGCCCGUGCUGAGAGGGAUUUGAAACAGGCUCGUCCUUAUGGAGAGGGAGCGACUGCUUUCUAUGAUCGUGCUGAAGUGAAGAGCACAGAAGAAAAGCCAAGCAAGCUAUUAAUUGCUGUCACAUCUGACCGUGGGCUCUGUGGAGCUGUGCACAGCGGUGUGGCUCGUCAGAUCCGUAAUGAGCUUGCCAUUGAUGACUCCAACACCAAAGUUGUUUGCAUUGGUGAUAAGUCUCGCUCUAUCCUACAGAGGUUGUAUUCUAAGAAUUUGAUUCUCGUUGCAAAUGAGGUUGGCAGGAAGCCCCCAUCAUUCCUGGACGCUGCCAAGGUUGCUGAUGAAAUUGCAAAACUUGACUUCCAGGAGGGAAAAAUCAUUUACAAUAAAUUCAAGUCUGUGGUGUCAUACCAGGUGUCUGAUCUGCCACUGUACAGCUUGGAUGCUGUGUCAAAGGCACCCAAGAUUUCAACUUAUGACUCUCUUGACGAUGAUGUCAUCAAGAGCUACAUGGAAUUCUCACUGGCAUCUAUGCUCUAUUUUGCUAUGAAGGAGGGUGCUUGCUCUGAACAAUCUUCCCGUAUGACAGCCAUGGACAAUGCCAGCAAGAACGCCGGUGAGAUGAUUGAGAAGCUGACGCUGACAUUCAACCGAACCAGACAGGCUGUCAUCACCAGGGAGCUUAUUGAAAUUAUUUCUGGAGCCUCAGCUUUGUAAGCUAUUUUUAACUGAAAGUAGUUAAUGCCUAACUAGCUCUGUCAAUGCUAGCUGGUAUCAAAAUUGUAUCAAACGUCAGUAAAGGUGGCCCCAGGUAUUUUAAAGUCUCAAUUUGUUUAUCACUUUUAAAAGUCUUUCCGAUAUGUGUUCUAUCAUUCUACUUAUGCUGUGCAUAAGGAUUGCAUUUGGUUAGCUGGGAAAUGUCACUAGCCCUGAUUCAUUGUACAAAAGCCGCACGAUUAUGAAUAAAGGGGAUUCAUGGAAGUA
This is a messenger RNA of Frankliniella occidentalis (western flower thrips), 1257 nucleotides long. RefSeq names its product ATP synthase subunit gamma, mitochondrial (gene ATPsyngamma). The record is from RefSeq and is a predicted model, not a curated record. Gene Ontology annotation, molecular function: proton-transporting ATP synthase activity, rotational mechanism. The transcript is spliced from 6 exons. Bases 115 to 990 code for a protein of 291 amino acids. Lineage: Eukaryota; Metazoa; Arthropoda; Insecta; Thysanoptera; Thripidae. Gene Ontology annotation, biological process: proton motive force-driven ATP synthesis.